AUGUCACAAGUAACGUUCGGUGACAUAGGAUUCAGUAACGUUCCUCCAGUAGCUGGAAUCGCAUCGCUCGUCCUCCAGCCCUCGUCGCACAUUCGCCGUCGCAUUCCCAGGAGUGCGUCGGAUGGCGCGACGUGUCAGUUCCCGAUUCGCAGAUUAAACUCCAACAGCUGUUUCGCAGAAAGUUCUUCCAGGGCUUCUGGAACCUUCCAAUCGGCCUCGAUAAGGAGCGUUCAAGGGCAUCUUUGCUCACAUGUCCGCUCAACCGCUCGCGCGAUUGACUGCGGGGCUUCCCGCGCAAAUCUCCGCGCAGGUGUCCGCGGAAGGGUCCGUGCAAGGGCCUACGUGGGCCCGGUCACGGGGUCUUCGGAUGCGGAAAACGUAGAGGGGCUCGCGCAGGGGGAUUCGGAAGCGGAAAGGCGCGCGGAAGCGGAUUGGAGCAAUCUCGGCGAGGGCCGCGGUGAUUCGAACGGGCCCGCGGAAUGGGGGAGUUUGGGGCGGAACCGUGAGGGCGCGGAGGCGCGGGCGGAUGGGGGGAAUCACGGGGCGGAAGUAGAUGGAAUCGAAGCAGCGACUUUGGAAUCAACAGGGCGCGCUCAUGCAGGAGAAGCCGCGCAGGCGCAGCUUAUCGAACAGCCCAUUGCGAGUUCCGCAGGUGCUUCAGCGGCAGACGGAGCAGCAGCAGCAGCAGCAGCAACAGUAUCAGCAGCAGCAGUACCAGAAGUUCCGGCAGCAGAAGAAGCAGCAACUGUACCAUCAGAUGCAUUAGGCCUGUCGGCACCUGAAACCGCUUCAUUGCAAGCUCCUCAAUCGCCAACAAGCGCUUGGGUUGAGUCACCGCAAAGAACUCCUCAUCAUCCCUUUGCAGAGGAGCAGGCGGGUGAGCAUAAGGGCAGCGAACCGGGGGGUAGCGAGCAUGGGGGCAGUGACCCAGGUGUGGGGGUGAUGGGCGUGGGGUUCGUGGAUUACAGCGACGAGGAGGAGGGCGGGGAGGAAGCUGCGUGGGUGCUUCUUGACGUCCAUGCAGAGCACGAGGAGGACACGGUUGUGUUCCGGUUUGGUUACCCAAACGGCGUGGUUCUAGAAGAAGAGGAGGUGUUCCCGAUCCCUGCUCCAGUCCCAGUGAUGCAGUCAGAACUGGAAGCGCUGCAAUCGGCGGCGCAAGGGGAGGAGGGAGCACUUGCGCAAGCACUGGAAGAGCAAGGAGCACAGGAGGAAUACGCAGCACGGGGGUUCUAUGCCGAGCCAAGAGCAGCAGAGCAGGAGCAAGCAGGGCAGGCGCUAGCACAAGAAGGGGGCACAGUUUCAGGAGAGGAGGCGGCAGAAGCCCCUCUGCAUGAGGAGGAAAGCAGGAGGUAUGCUCUCUGCUUCCACGGCUCAAAUUCCACAUUCAGCCCAUCCCUCUCUUCCCCUCUCAAUUCCCGAAUUUGCUCCAGCCUGGCCGUCCAGGCACAGAGGGAGAACGUGGUUCCAUCCAGGCUCCAGCCUGGGCAAGAAGAACGUGGUUUUGCCCUGCAGCAGCUGCAAGCAACAUCCAGACUUCCCUUCGUUCCCUCUCCUCUGCUUACUCCCCUCCCAUCCCUCCCCAGCCUGGCCAUCCAGCCCUCUGAGCGCAAGGAGGACGUGGUGUUGCUCUGCACCAGCUGCAAUCAGGCAACUGAGAGCCGGACAUUUCUUCAUUCCCUCUCCUCUCCUCCCUCCAUCACCCCCAGCCUGGCCAUCCAGCCCUCUGAGCGCAAGGAGGACGUGGUGUUGCAUCAACUGCAGCUGAAGCCCUCUGAGCGCAAGGAGGACGUGGUGUUGCAUCAACUGCAGCUGAAGGUUGGAGUCUACAGCGUGCCGCACCCUGCCCGAGCGUCAAGGGGGGGUGACGAUGCGUACUUGGUGGAGGGCAACUGGCUGGGCGUAGCGGAUGGCAUUGGCACGUGGACAGACCAAGGCAUCAACGCCGGUCUAUAUUCCCGAGAGAUGAUGUGGAACUGUGUGAACGUGAUCCGGUCGCGGCAGGAGGGAGCAGACAGUGACGAGGACGGCGGCAGCGACGGCGAGUUUGCCGACCAUCUGGAGGGCGGCAGAUCCGACUCUGAGCUGGAUUCCGACCACAACGACUCGGCCGGCGUCGGGCGGGGGGCGGCGGCGGGCGGCAGCAUGGGCGGCAGCAUGGGCGGCAGGGGCGGGGCGGGCGGCAGGAGGGGGAGGGGCGGCAUGGGCGGCAGUCUGGACGGCACGGGCGGCACGGGCGGCACGGGCGGCGGGGCGGGGGGAAGGAGGGGGAGGGGCGUGGGGGGGGCGGGAGGGGGGGUGGUGAGCGGAGCAGGGGCGGGGGGGGAUGACUAUGACUAUGGGUAUUAUGAUGAUGAGGAGGAUUUAGACCCGAUGGAUCCCAAGGGGGUGAUUGAGGAGAGCCACAGCCGCACUGACUUGAGGGGUUCCUGCACCAUCACCCUUGCUGUUCUUGACAAAGAUCGUCUCCGUGUGGCAAGCAUAGGCAGCUGUGGCUUCGUGCUGUUGAGGCGAGGCGAGCUCGUGAUUCGCUCGGAGCGCAUGGAGCACUCUUUUGGCAACCCUUUCCAAAUCGGGCAUGAGGCAGGGGACGGCCCUGAUUGUGCCAAGGAUUACACCAUCCCCGUGCAAGCAGGCGACGCCAUUCUCCUGGCCACCAACGGUCUGUUUGACAAUCUCUUCCUUGACCACAUUGUGCGCGUGCUGUGUGCUGCGCUGGGCGAGGGCAAGAAACCCGAGUCUGUGGCUCGCAAGCUUGUUUCGAUGGCUCAUAAAGCAGGCGAGAGCACAACAGAGCCAACACCUUAUGCAAUAGCAGCCAAGGCAGCAGGGGUGCAUCACGAGGGGGGGAGGCGGGACGAUGUGACUGUGAUCGUGGCUUAUGUGCAAUAA
Messenger RNA from Closterium sp. Yama58-4, 2892 nucleotides. The record is from the annotation of a GenBank genome assembly. NCBI's taxonomy places the organism in Eukaryota, Viridiplantae, Streptophyta, Zygnematophyceae, Desmidiales, Closteriaceae.